GCCCCCAAGCUGCCCGUGGUCGUGCGUGCAGACGCCCCCUCUUCAACCACAUCUCACCACUCCGCGACCUACAUAUAUAUCAUUCUUCCUUCCUUUGUCACUAUUCUUCCAUUCCCGACUCGAGCUCAGACCAUCCCGCCGGAAAGUCAAACUUUGUUCCGACGCCAAUCCCGCUGCGCGCGUGCUCACUUGUUACCUCGCUCCCGUGACUCUCACGUUCUGAGCAUGUCGCAUCCCGCACCACACGUCGACACCGACGAUGCUUUCCCGCUGAAGCCGCAACCUCGCAACCGCCGUGCCUUCGAGCUCCCCACACCUGACUCCGAGCCGACAACACCGACCGAAGCAAAUUCGCCUACCAAUCUCAGUAUGAGCGACGCAAAUGGGACACAGAAGGACGCGAAGAGCGAGGCGCCGUCACGGAAUCGCUCGUUUCUGAACUUGACCACGAGCACGCUUUUUGGCAUUUACCAAGACACUGGGUUCGAUACGGCAUCACAGCAGCCGACCCCUUGGGGAACCGGAGCACAAACUCCAGCUGAAAGCCGAGCUGCCUCGAUCGACUGGGCGCGUCAAGCACUGCCAUCGGAUGCUUUCGAGCGAAGGACGACGAACGGCAAUACGAUCAGACGGAAGAGCUUUAACCCUGAGCUACAAAAACGGCACAUUCGUCCUGCUACGGGCGUGGCGAGUUAUCUGCGGACAUUGGGUAGAGCAACAGCUUUGUUCGGCGUUGGAACUCUAUACGGCCUCUUGAUCAGUCAUCUCCACGACAAACAACAGCUCGCACCUGUGAAGGUGAACUUGGACCGGGAAAAGUGGUCGUACCUGGCGACAUGGGGAUGCAUUGCUGUUGUGCUGGGCGAGGCUCUGCCAUAUGUUGAUUCGCUCUGGGAUUCAGACGAGGAUGCGCUCGAGGAUGAAGACGUGAACAGCCGGCAACGACAUCGGCCUCGCCAGGACUGGAUGGACAUUGUUCGAAGCAUCGGCGCAUUUGUCGGGAUAGCAUUCGCGAUUCGCAAAUUGCCAUGGCAGAGCACACUACAACUGAGCUUGACGCUCGCACUCGCAAAUCCUGCCGUCUGGUACUUCAUUGAUGGCUCUCCACUGGGCUUCAUCCUUAGCGCUUUCGUGUCUAUCAUGGGAACAGCAUUAUUACUUGUUGCGAAUCCUGCUUUGAUUCCACCUCCAAAUCCGGCGCAGGUGAUUCAGGAGCAGAUUGGGAGACAUACUGGAAGCGGUAUCGUGAAUGGCAGUCUGCAUGUUUUGCGAGACGAGGACUAUAUUUUGGGAAUUUUCAGUCAAGAAAGCGUAGGCGUUGCGACGUGGAUCGCGAGUGUCUUAUUUGUGAGCGCAGUGUGCUUUGGUAAUAUUGGGAGGAGACUUAAGGGGAGUGACAGAAAUUGAAAGGUCUUUCGAUAGAUCAUGUUCAUAAUUGGUAUGUAGGCAGCUUCAACAAGCAGUCGAUUGGGAAAUCUUCCGAAGCAGACACAAAAGUCCGGCAAACUAUGGGAUACAAGGGACAAACUUAUUGCGA
Cercospora beticola is the source of this 1537-nucleotide messenger RNA. The record is from RefSeq and is a predicted model, not a curated record. NCBI's taxonomy places the organism in Eukaryota, Fungi, Ascomycota, Dothideomycetes, Mycosphaerellales, Mycosphaerellaceae.